Molecule: messenger RNA, 765 nt
Organism: Diplodia corticola
Lineage: Eukaryota; Fungi; Ascomycota; Dothideomycetes; Botryosphaeriales; Botryosphaeriaceae
Exons: 1
Coding region: 1-765 (254 amino acids)
Source: RefSeq, a predicted model, not a curated record
AUGUCGAACCCCUUCCCGUCCGACUGGAGCCUCAGCUCUCCGAAAGAGCAAACGGCGCCGCCCGCUCGACCGCCGCUCAUCCCGCUCCGCAACCUCUCCCUCAAGAACGCCUUCGGCUACUGCGGCCAGAUAAUAUCGCGCCUCUCGGCAGACUGGUCGCUGCCCGCGCUCGACCGCAGCUCGUCGACACGCGAGUCCUCGACGCCGUCGUCGCCCAUCACGCCGGCCGACGAAUACAGCGACUACAACAACAACAACGACAAGGCAUCGGCCUCGUCGUCCUCGUCCUACAAGUUCCCGUUCCCGUGUUCGCCACGAGCGAAACAACAGCGAUGGCGCACCGAGAUGCGCGACCUCUGCAACUCGCAGCUCGGGCUGCAACUGGCCAUCGUCCUGCCCGAGUGCACGUCUGCAACAGCACCAUCGUCAUCAGCAUCGCGCCCCUCACAAUGCUGUUGUCAGCGAAUGGAGCUGCGGCAUAGUGAGGGGCCCGGCGGCGACGCGAUUCCGGUUUUGGAUCUGGAUGCAGUGCAUGAGGAAGAAGAUCAGUCGUCGUCGAUUGGUGGUGGUGGUGGCGAAGGGGGAGGAGCUGAAUCGACACAAGCAGGGCCGGAGGAGGAAGCUUCAGGCGACGACACGGUGCGGCUCAACGCUGGUGCUGCUGCAGUGAGCAGCAAUAGCCGCAGCAGCAUCCGCACAAACGGCAGUGAGCUGGCGAAAUAUGCAGGCCGAUUAGUCGCGCCACGUGAUUUGCUGUUUGAGUAG